CUUGUUCGGAGCCAACACUACUGUCCUCGGAGGCCAAGAUAUAAACGCCCAGGUGAGCUGUUUUGAUAGACCUGUGUAGAGCACAUUGAAACAUCGGAUCCUACUAUCACAGUGAUUGUCCCAAAGAUCGCUAGCACCCAGCCAUGAUGCCCAUCGAAAACGCCCUGCCGCCAUCUCGCCGAGGUCAGAAGGGCAUCCGAUCAGACAUGAUGACCGACCUUAGGAAGAGAUUGGAAGAAAACCCUUACGACCUCGAAGAGAACCCCAAAGGCAUAAUCGACCUCGGAUCCGCUGUCAACGAGCUAAUGCUUGAUGACCUGUCCGGGUGGACAAAACGGAACGUCAAGAAAGGCCAGCUGAGGCACACUCCUGGCUGUAAAGAUCAGCAGGACCACCCAAGCCUACCGAAAGUCGCUGCCGAUUUUAUGAACGAACACUUUAGAGUCCGCCUCCCACUUACCAGCGACAACAUUCUGGCGGCGAACGGAGUGACGACACUACUGGACAACCUCAUCUACAACAUCACCAACGAAGGAGACACGAUCCUCAUUCCCACACCCAGUUACGGCAUGUUUGCCCAGGACGUCUGGACAAGGAACGGCGUACGUGUUGUCGAAGUCCCGUGUGACGACAUCCACGAAGAGCGGUUCUGGGGCCCCCCACCACAAGAUGACAGCCCCGUCCAGACUCCAGAAGUGGUCAGGCGUCUUGAGGUCGCGAUAGAGGACGAGCUGAGCCGGAAAGGCAGAGUCGGGGGCAUCGUCCUGGUCAACCCCGACAACCCGCUGGGCCGAUGUUACGCCGCCCACGUGCUGCUGCAAGUGUCGCAGCUUUGUGCGAGACACAGGAUUCAUCUGAUCGUCGAUGAGAUAUACGCGAUCAGCGCCGGGGAUCGCUUCUCAAGUGUCUUGAGCCUCGGUCUUGACGUCAACUUCAGAAACGUCCACGUCCUCUGGGGUCUAAGCAAGGAUUUCGGUCUCAGUGAUCUCAGGGUCGGCUUUCUGGCAACGUACAAUGUGCUGGUUUACGAGGCGAUGAGGGCGUUAACCAUGUUUGGGCAGGUGUCGUCCUUCAGUGCAACAGUGGCAGCGACUCUGUUGUCUGACACAAAGUACCUGAGGAACCACUAUCUACCGUCAUUCCGCCGCCGCCUGGACAAGAGACGAAAGAUGGUCGAGGAGACACUCGAUAACUAUGAGAUCCCACACGUCAAGCCAGAAGCUGGCUUCUUCGUCUUCGUUGACCUGUUCAAGUGGGUGGAGCUGUACCUCCAGAAGCACGGCAAGGGGGGCGACUUGGCUUUCCUCGAGUACUUGAUGAAGCAGCGCGUCUUUCUCGAGCCCGGCCUGGCACUCUUCUCCCAACGGACCGGCUGGUUCCGGCUCAACUUUGGCGGCGAGAAGGAACGUUUCAAGCUGGGCCUCCAGAGACUUCUGCACUGCCUGAGGUCGCUCGACGGCCAAGAGCACCAUGAACCUUUCACCCAGGCCCCGGAACUGUAUUUCCCGCCACCCAAAGCGAUGGCCCAUUUCCUGGCCGUGUAAAAAGGCGAUGACUACAAGGUCGGCCGGCUUGGCGGGAACUCAUCACUUGAAUCAAGCGUGAGUUCUGCCAGCCGAUGUGCAUGGCGCAUUGCCCCGGCUUUCGCGUUUUGGUGUUCAGCGAUUGGUGGAACUGGCUGGUGGAUCAAUGGUCCUGACCGAGUCGCCGGGUAUCCUUUUGUCUGGGAUUUGUCCUAUCUUUUCGUGUUCGUCCUGUUUCGCGUCGAUCUCAGAAUUGUGGACCGAAACGUGUGAUCAACGUUCAAAAUAACUUUAAAGAUCAUUGUAUUCGCAUAGCGACGCAGCCGCCCUGCAAGUGGAAUGGAACACCCAUGGGGACUUGGCUGGGCGUGUCUGGGUAUUCUGGUACAAAAAUAGUCGUAAAAUACAAC
Messenger RNA from Colletotrichum destructivum, 1933 nucleotides. RefSeq names its product Putative aminotransferase, class I/classII, pyridoxal phosphate-dependent transferase, major. Lineage: Eukaryota; Fungi; Ascomycota; Sordariomycetes; Glomerellales; Glomerellaceae. The coding region runs from base 144 to 1544 and encodes 466 amino acids. Gene Ontology annotation, molecular function: transaminase activity; pyridoxal phosphate binding. The record is from RefSeq and is a predicted model, not a curated record. The transcript has 5 exons. Gene Ontology annotation, biological process: amino acid metabolic process; biosynthetic process.